Molecule: messenger RNA, 819 nt
Organism: Macrosiphum euphorbiae (potato aphid)
Lineage: Eukaryota; Metazoa; Arthropoda; Insecta; Hemiptera; Aphididae
Source: the annotation of a GenBank genome assembly
AUGGCAAAAUCGAGGCCUACAAAACAUCAGAUGAAAACGCUCGUUGAAUUGAUGUCUAAUGACCCAAAAUUGAGUGCUGGAAAAUUUUCAGCAAAUUUCACAAAAAAAAUUGCUAAGGCAAGAUGGGAGGACAUUGCCAUCGAAUUAAACUCUCUACCUGGCUGCGAAAAAUCAGGGGAUAAAUGGAAAAAGGCAUGGCAAGACACUAGGGCAACUGCAAAAAAUAAGGCUUCAGCAAUCAAAAGACAUAUUAAUGGUACUGGAGGAGGACCUGCCACUAAUUUGGUAAUGUCAGAGGCUCAAAUGGAUAGUAUUCCAUUAAUGAGCCAAGUGGCUAUAAGUGGUCAUUUGAAUUCAGUGGAGUCCGCUGUAUCAUUUAACUAUGAAACACUUUCAGAACAAACAACAUGUACGAACAUCUAUAAUAAAGAUGCAGAAACAACAGAAGAUCCCCAAUUUGAAGAUUUGCAACUGGACAUAAGUCAUUUUGAUGUAGUUAUUGAGAACAAUCAAAAUUAUGUACCCAAUGAUGUUGAUGAUUUAUCACCCAAGCUUGUAGAAACUGGACAAGAAUUGCAGUUAAAAAGUGUACCUAAAUCAAAGGGUAUAAACUCCGAACAACCUAUGAAAAAACAAUCUGCAUCUGAAAGAUUAUCAGACAGCAACAAAGUUGCCCAGAAUAUGGUUGACCUUACAUCUAAAAAAUUAAAUAUUAAAUCUAAUUAUUAUGAUCAAAAGUUGAUUCUUUUACAACAAAAAAAUAAUAUCCUCAGCAACAUUCAUACACUUUUGGAAACAUACAUUCAAAAUAAAAUGUAA